Molecule: messenger RNA, 1206 nt
Organism: Schizophyllum commune H4-8
Lineage: Eukaryota; Fungi; Basidiomycota; Agaricomycetes; Agaricales; Schizophyllaceae
Exons: 2
Biological process (GO): DNA recombination; DNA integration
Molecular function (GO): DNA binding
Source: RefSeq, a predicted model, not a curated record
UUGCUCCCGAGCCCCUACCGCCCCCACUGCGCAGCCCGCGACCGCGUACUCCUCUGGACUUCGCCCUACGCACUCGCCAUGCAGGUACAACUAGAUUCUUACCUACCACUCCAGUCGCAGAGCGAACUCGUGCGGCAAGCCCUCUCCGGUCUCGAGCCCAGCACGAGGGAGGGCUAUGGUUCGGGCCUCUUGCACUUCCACGUCAUGUGCGACGCGACCGGUGUCCCGGAAGACGCGCGCAUGCCCGCUUCACAAGCGCUGAUCUCAUCCUUCAUGUCGCAAUUCCCCGGGAAGCUCACCGACUCCACCGUCAAGAACAUGAGCUGCGGCCUCGAGCUCUGGCACACCAUCAACCACGCCCCGUGGUACGGCGAUUCGCACCUGGUCCGCCUCGUCAAGCGCGCGGUCACGAAGGCGGGUGUCGCCCUCAAGCGGCCUCCCCGCCCACCCGUCUUACUCGCCCACCUCCGCGCGCUCCGCGACUCCCUCAACCUAGACCUCCCGCGCGAUGCCGCGAUCUUUGCUUUGGCUCUUGCCGCGUUCUGGGGCUGUCGCCGCCUAGGCGAGCUCGUCCCCGAGUCGGCGAAGAGCUACGACCCUACCCGCCACCUCCCGUGCGGUACCGCACGCGAGCAUACUACCUUCCGCGGCCUCGACGCGCUCACGUUCCACAUCCCCUGGACGAAGACUACGGGCGUCGCCGGCGGCUCCCUCAUCCUCACCGCGCUACCCGACGACGACCCGUUAUGCCCCCUCAAGGCAUACUACAACCACCUACGCCUCUCCGUCGGCAUGCCUCGCUCCGAGUCGUUCUUCGCAUACUUCCUCAAUGACGGCUCUGUCCGUCGCCUUACUAAGACCGACGUGGUCGGCGCCUUCAACGCGGCGGCCGCCCACGCGGGCCUCGCCCUCAUCCUAGGCCACAGCCUACGCAUUGGCGGCAGUCUCGAGUACUUACUCGAAGGAGUGGAGAUUGAGAUCGUCAUGCAGCUGGGGGGCUGGACGUCCUCCUGCUUCCUUAUUUACUGGCGUCGUUUGGACCUUGUUAUUCCCCAAGGAGUUAUUACCGCGCGCGCGCGCGCGCUCGCAUGGAUGAGUUCGCGCGCUGUCACCCAGUCAGCCAAGCGGACUCCAUACUCUCCUCUUACGCACAACGUUAAUUGCAUAUCAUUCCCUUCCUCACCCGCGUGUACCCAAGACGCGUGA